Cyanidioschyzon merolae strain 10D is the source of this 2994-nucleotide messenger RNA. Its product is annotated as probable ubiquitin isopeptidase T. Gene Ontology annotation, cellular component: cytosol; nucleus. Gene Ontology annotation, molecular function: zinc ion binding; cysteine-type deubiquitinase activity; protein binding. Gene Ontology annotation, biological process: protein deubiquitination. Lineage: Eukaryota; Rhodophyta; Bangiophyceae; Cyanidiales; Cyanidiaceae. Bases 1 to 2994 code for a protein of 997 amino acids. The record is from RefSeq and is a predicted model, not a curated record. The transcript has a single exon.
AUGAAUAGAUCAGGUGUGCCGUCGAUCGACUGCGUUGAAAAAGAGGAGUGUUCGCUUUGUUUUGAAGACGUUGACUCUCCUGGUGGUGUUUGUGUUUGUUUGACUUGUUUGCAGUGUUUUUGUGCAUACCGAAGACACGCGGAGCUUCACACCCGAAAGACGAAACAUCAAGUUUUUGCGAACUUGCGAAGAGCACCGCUGGCGGAGGCUGAUCGUCUCGAGCAGAGCACCCUGGUGCAGGCUCAGAAGGAUGCAGCAGAGGCCGAGCGAGGCACAACAGCCACGUUAGCGCCUCAAGUUCUGCGAACGAGCGAAGGUUACACCAUACAGGGUGCAGAGUCCCUGGAAGCACCAGUUCCUCCAGUGCGCUUGGAAGGUAUCUACGACGUGGCUGCAAAGUGUUGGGUAGCUUGUCUUCGAGAGCCCGAGGCAGGGUCGGCUCGGAACUGGAGCUCGGAUCUCCGCUCUGGGGCCUACCCGGCCUCACAGCUGGAAGCGUGGAUAACGCUGGCAGAGAGCGUGCACGAAGCGGCGGCCAUGUCACGCAAGGAGCAGGUGCAGGCAUGGGAGCUGCAGUUGCAGCCGUGCGAACACACGCUCACGGUUUGUCGUUUGGAGGGAAUCGACGUGGAUACAUCGCUCAGUCGUUCCACGGCAAAAUGCUCCUCCUGCGAUUUGCGCGAAAAUCUUUGGCUCUGUCUCUCGUGUGGGCACCUUGGGUGCGGGCGAACGAACUUUGAUGGCACCGGUGGAAAGAAUCACGCAUGGGAGCAUUUUCAAGCCUAUGGCGGGAUGAACGCGGAUCAUGCUGUCGCGGUGAAGCUCGGUACCAUUACCGCCGACGGCACAGCGGACGUACACUGCUACGUCUGUGACGAGCUCCGUGUAGACCCAGAGCUUGAACGGCAUCUGAGCGAGUUCGGUAUUGAUAUUCGUCGUGAGGAGAAGACCGAGAAAAGCCUGAUUGAACUAGAGAUAGAGCAGAAUGUCCAGCUUAACUUGAAGGAGCUGGGAUCCAAUUUCUCGGACCAUAAUCCGAGUCUGCGCAGGAUUACGGAUCCCAGUCUCUAUGCGCCUGAUGUCGUCGCAACUGGAAUGCGGAAUAUGGGGAAUACGUGCUAUAUCUCGAGUGUGCUCCAGUGCAUCUACGCGCUGGUAUUUGCGCCCUAUCGCUGGUAUCAAGAGCCUCGUGCGCUUUCCUUCCCAUUCAAGAACAAAUCCUUGGACCGCCAUUACACGAGGUGCGAGGCGGGCAGUGCACUGCAGUGCUUUGAAUGUCAAAUGCGUAAGCUAGCGGAUGGCUUGCUAAGCCAGCGGUACUGGAAGCGUGAACACACUCCACAACGCAUCGAUGAGUUGGGGCGCGCCUCUGCAGCCAAAAUCCAUGAGCACGAGCACGCGACGAUGCCAAAACCGGUGAAAACUGGAGCUCCGGAUCACGAGGCGCCUUCGAGAAUGGCCGAAGCGCCCGAACCGGAACCUGCACCCGCCACAAGUGACGUUCAGACGCCAGCAGAGGGCGCAGGGCUGUUGCGCCGGUACCAGCCGCCCCAGGGCAUUGCACCGCGAAUGUUUCAGAACCUAAUCGGGCAAGGUCAUCCGGAAUUUGCGACGAAAAGGCAGCAGGACGCUCACGAGUUUCUCGAGUAUUUUCUUAGUCGAUGCACGGCGGAGGCUCGGCGGCAAGGAACUCGAGACCCAGCCCGCUUCUUCAUCUUUCCACUGGUUCAACGAACGGAAUGUUUGCGUUGCCAUCGCAUUGGCAUGAACUCCACGGAAGCAACUUCCUUAUACGUGCCUAUUGCGUCGUCGGUCCGAGGUGCUGAAUACUCAACGAGGAGCAAGGCGAUCUCCGCGGAGCAGGACCAGGAAUCCUCUGCGCGUGUCUCCCUGGCAGCAUGCCUCGACCUCAGCGUUGCCAGUGAGCUGCUCUCGUUCCAGUGCCCGUCGUGUCGAGCAUCGAUCGGAGUCGCCGAUCCGAAUCAGGCUGAAAGGAGAGAGAGCCCCAGUCGGUGUCCACCUUUUCUUAUUAUGCAUCUGCGACGCUUCGAGGCCGGUGAGGACUGGGUGCCUCGCAAGGUGUCCACCGCGGUGACCUUCUCAGACCCGCAGCGUGGUCUCGAACAGCGAGCCGACGGUACCAUCGUUCUCGAUAUGAAACCCUGGCUCGUUGUCGACGAAUCCGAAUGGGAUCGUCUGCCUCCGGAGCGUCGGAUGGAAGCGGCAGAAGCGCCAGCGUCGGGCACACCGAGUGGGCGCGCCUUGACUCGGAUAGACCCGUCUGAACGGCUCCUCAUGGAUAUGGGUUUCACCUUGCAGCAGGCACGAGUAGCGCUUCAGGCCAGUAACCAUGAUGGCGAGCGUGCUAUCGAAUGGCUACUCGAUAGCGCCAAUUCGGCUGCGGCGAACGGCGCAUCGACACCCGAGGAAGAACCGACAGCAAAUACCGAAGCCGAGACAUCCGCUGCGCUGGCAUCCAGUUCCCGUACACGGUAUGCGCUGGCGGCGGCUAUGGUUCACCUGGGCGCUUCACUCCAGACGGGACAUUAUGUGGCCUACGUCUAUCGGAACAAGCGCUGGCUUCUCUACAACGAUGAAAAAGUUUUCGAUGCUGGACAAAAUCCCAGUGCUCUGGAGCAAGCUUUCGUGCUCAUAUGGCGUCGCGACGAUGAAGCCUUCGAUGCCACCUGCGUGGACUGGAUGACAUCCGAUAGACUGCGUCUCGAAUCGGAUACUGCAGUGAGUCGGGUCCAGCCGCUGCACCCUGUUGCAACGUCCAUGGACCAGCCCCUGCGCUUCGAUGGAACUGUCCUGAAUUGGAACACGACUCGCGGAGCUUCUGCGAACGAGGCCGCCGCGGCGCCAACGUUUUCCUUUGCGGACCAGCUGGACCAGCUAAUGAGCAUGGGCUUUAGUGCAGACGCCAGCCGACAGGCACUUGAGGCCUCGCGUGGCGACGUUGAGCAGGCGCUCAACAUGUUGCUAAGCGCCUAA